Molecule: messenger RNA, 4094 nt
Organism: Onychomys torridus (southern grasshopper mouse)
Lineage: Eukaryota; Metazoa; Chordata; Mammalia; Rodentia; Cricetidae
Gene: Wwc3
Product: WWC family member 3
Exons: 23
Coding region: 361-4011 (1216 amino acids)
Biological process (GO): cell migration; negative regulation of organ growth; regulation of hippo signaling
Cellular component (GO): cytoplasm
Molecular function (GO): kinase binding; molecular adaptor activity
Source: RefSeq, a predicted model, not a curated record
CGAUCCUGGAAGGGGUGGGGCGUGGGAACGCCCCGCCCUUUCGACCCGGCUGUGUGGAGCGAAGAUGGCCGGACUGGCCCCUGGAGUGGAGGAGCGGCCAAUAUCGGUGGCCGCGGCUUCGGUUUUGGGACUGUGACUCCGCGCGUGGCAGCGACCUGGGCCAUCGCAGGGGAAGGGGCAGCGCAGCUAGCGGCUCACGAAGCUUGUUGGGUGCCGGUGCGAGGGCGCCCAGCAGAGGAUGCGCCGGGUGCGGCGGGCGGCUCCCCGCAGCCGCCCCCGCGCCCCGGGCGCCCGGCCUUAGUGCUGGCGGAGGAGGCGGCGCGCGCGGGGCGGCCGGGCGGCGGCGGGCCCCGAGCCGUCAUGCCUUGGUUGAGCGGCGGCCGGCGGCGACGGCGGGGACAGUCGCGGGAGGCCCAGCGAGAGCCACCGCCUCCUGCUCAACCCCAGCGGGAGCCGCCACCGCCAGCUCCCCCCGUCGUGGUCCCCGCACCCUCGGCGGUGCCCUCGGUACCGCCGCAGCCGCGGGCCCGUGAGAGCUCUGAGCUGCCGCUGCCCGCAGGCUGGGAGGAGGCGCGCGACUACGACGGCCGCGUCUUCUACAUCGACCAUAACACGCGCCAGACGUCGUGGAUUGAUCCCCGCGACCGGAUAACAAAGCCACUAACCUUUGCCGAUUGUGUUGGGGAUGAACUUCCUUUAGGAUGGGAAACUGUAUAUGAUAAACAAAUUGGAAUUUAUUAUAUGGACCACAUAAAUAAGCUCACCCAGAUUGAAGAUCCAAGAGAGCAGUGGAGGCGAGAGCAGGAACGGAUGCUGAAGGAGUAUUUAGUUGUAGCCCAGGAGGCUCUCAAUGCCAAGAAAGAAAUCUACCAGAUCAAGCAACAGCGAUUUGAGCUAGCUCAGGAAGAAUAUCAACAGCUGCACAAACUGUGUGAGGAUGAUGGCCGCUCAUAUACUAGCUCCUUCUCUGGAUAUUCAACCAAUACCAAGUAUGAUCCACACCAGAUUAAAGCAGAAAUAGCAAGUCGUCGGGAUAGGCUUUCCAGAUUAAAACGAGAGCUGACCCAGAUGAAGCAGGAGCUACAGUAUAAAGAAAAGGGUGUGGAGACCCUACAAGAGAUUGACCGGAAGAUGUCAAGUUCUCACACCAACUACAAACUGGAUGAGGCUCAGGCUAUAAUGAGUGAACUCCGUACUAUUAAGAAAGCCAUUUGUACAGGCGAGAAGGAGCGGCGGGACCUGAUGCAGAGCCUGGCCAAGCUUACUGACAGCUUCAAGAAUAGUUGCUCCAUUAUGGACACUCUACAAGAUUUCUCUCACAGCACAGGCACACUUGGUGACUCUGGUGUCCCUCAGCAGUUUUGUGAUGCUGGCUCUCAGACUGAUACUAUAGGGGAGUUUCUCUUUGAUGACAAAACAAGACUUGUAGGCCGUGUCAGACUUAACUGGCAGUAUGAAGAAGCCCGCAAAAGAGUCUCCAAUAUUCAGCAGCAGCUGGCUCAGCUGGCUAACGAGUCAUGGCCAGGCAUGGCCGAGGCCGACAGAGACCGGCUGCAACUCAUCAAAGAAAAGGAGGCCCUGUUGCAGGAGCUGCAGCUCAUUAUUCAGCAGCCGAGGUCGGCAGAAGAUGUGGCCCGGCUGGAAGAAGAAAGGAGGCGCCUGGAGGAGGAGAUCCAACGUGCUCGGGCCACAUCUGCACAGGGAGCCACGGAAAGGAUUCUACUUCAGGAAAAAAGAAAUUGUCUGCUUAUGCAGCUGGAAGAAGCUACACGUUUAACAUCCUAUCUCCAGUCCCAGUUAAAGAGCCUAUCUGCCAGCACCCUGACUAUGUCCUCUGGGAGCAGCCGUGGGUCCCUGGCCUCCAGCAGGGGCUCACUGGCCUCCAGCCGUGGCUCCCUCAGCUCCAUCAGCUUCACAGACAUCUACGGCCUCCCACAGUAUGAGAAGGCUGAUGCUGAGUGUGGCCAGCUUCUGCGCUUCGAUCUGAUCCCCUUUGAUUCCCUGGGGCGCGAUGUCCCCUUCACAGACCCACAGAGCCAUUUGGGCUUCCACAAGCAGAGGAGGUCCCUAGAUACACCCCAGUCUCUGGCCUCACUGUCCUCUCGCUCCUCUUUGUCCUCUCUAUCACCCCCCAGCUCUCCCUUAGACACACCCUUCCUCCCAGCUUCGAGGGACUCCCCUCUGGCACAGAUGACUGACAGCUUUGAGGUGCAAGGCCUAGGAACACUGGACAGACUGCGGUCACAGGCCUCUACUCUAGGAGAUGAAGAUUUGCAGGGAACUUCAACACUUCAGCCACAUGGAAUCCCUGUGGAUGGGGAAGGACCCCGUGAGCGGGGACCUCAACUUGUGGCUCCCACUACUGGAACAGUGACCCUCCGGGAAGACAGCGCCAAGAGGUUGGAGAGGAGAGCACGCCGUGUUUCUGCAUGCCUGUCAGAUUACUCCCUUGCCAGUGACAGUGGGGUGUUUGAACCUCUAACCAAAAGAAAUGAAGAUGCUGAAGAGUCUGCUUUGGGAGACACACAUGGAAACAACGAGCCCCAGAUCUACGUGGGGUUUCUGCAUGACAGUACAAAUGAAUAUCUCCUUGUGCAUGUGCUGCAACUGAGGAACCUUGCUGGGCUGGUAAUGAAGGAAGACUGCAAAAUCCACAUCCGCGUCUACUUGCCCCCACUAGACUCUGGAACUCCCAACACCUACUGUUCCAAGUCUCUGGAAUUCCAAGCUCCACUGGUGUUUAAUGAAGUGUUCAGAAUCCCUGUGCAUUCCAGCAUGUUGACUUUGAAAUCAUUGCAGUUAUACGUGUGUUCAGUGAAUCCUCAGCUACAGGAAGAAUUGCUGGGCAUUGCUCAGAUAAGCUUGGCCGACUGUGACAAUUCAAGCGACAUGCAACUGCGCUGGUAUCCUGUGCAGGUCUUUGCCAGCCCUGAGCCUCCUAAGCCAAAAGAGCCUGUGCGAGUUAUGGAGAAUACCACACAGGACACUGUGCAUGCCAGCUCCGGAAAGACGGAUGCAGUGACAGUGCUGCUGGCCAGAACCACAGCACAACUACGAGCUGUGGAGAGAGAGCUGGCAGAGGAACGUGUAAAGCUGGAAUAUACUGAGGAGGAGAUCCUGGAGAUGGAGCGUAAGGAAGAGCAGGGAGAGGCUGUAUCUGAGAGGAGUUGGCAGGCUGACUCGGUUGAUAGUGGCUGUAGUAACUGCACCCAGACCAGCCCCCACUAUCCAGACUCCUGUUAUACUGGUGUGGACUCCAUUCAUGGGCAUGUGUUUGCUGGCCAGGUAGAUUCUUACAACCCUGAGAAACUUCAACCCCUGUCUCUUAAGGUUGACAAGGAGACCACCACAGAAGACCUUUUCCUGGGGGAUGCAGUAAAUGUUCACAAGGAACGGCUUAGCCGCCGUGCCCGAGCUUCUCCCUUUGUCCGCAGCAGCACCAUCGUGCGCUCACAGACCUUCUCACCAGGAGCAAGGAGCCAGUAUGUUUGCAGGCUUUAUCGUAGUGACAGUGACAGUUCAACACUGCCCAGGAAGUCCUCCUUUGUUCGAAAUACUUUGGAAAGACGAACCCUUCGCUACAAACAGUCCUGCAGGUCGUCUCUGGCCGAGCUCAUGGCCCGCACCUCCCUGGACCUGGAGCUGGACCUCCAGGCCUCGAGGACCCGGCAGCGGCUGCUGAAUGAGGAGAUUGGAACCCUCCGGGAGCUGAGGCAGCGUCUGGAAGAUGCCCAGCUGCGGGGCCAGACUGACCUCCCACACUGGGUACUCCGAGAUGAGCGGUUCCGUACCCUACUGAAGGAAGCAGAGAGACAGACAAGACAGACCAAACUUGACUACCAUCAAGAACAAGUAGCUGAGAAGAUGCUAAAGAAGGCUUCCAAAGAGAUCUAUCAGCUUCGAGGGCAGAACCACAAGGAGCCCAUCCAAGUGCAGACCUUUAGGGAGAAGAUAGCAUUUUUUACAAGACCAAGGAUUAACAUACCUCCUCUCCCAGCCGACGACGUUUGAUGUAGUGCAUUGUGCACAUGAAGUAUUUAUCUGCCUGUUUUAUUUUCAUGAAGUUCUUAGAUUAGCUAAAUUUGUCUUUAAAA